Molecule: messenger RNA, 3501 nt
Organism: Macrosiphum euphorbiae (potato aphid)
Lineage: Eukaryota; Metazoa; Arthropoda; Insecta; Hemiptera; Aphididae
Source: the annotation of a GenBank genome assembly
AUGCAACUAGACAUGGCUCUGGGGAGUGCUGCUCCCACGAGCUUCCAUCACCGCUGCGGGGUGACCGCGGCUCUCAUAUUGGUCGUCUGCGUGACACUAACAAAGUCUGCUCCGACGACUUACGAUGAAAUCGAAGCAAAACGGACAGACUUGGCCGACUAUUUUAAUGACCCAAAUGGCUGUUACUAUAACUAUCAACACUACGAAGAAGGUGACCGCAUAGUGACCAACGAACCGUGUUUAAACUGUACUUGCCACAAUCGAAUGCUGAUGUGCUACCUGAGAGUGUGUCCGUUUUCAAAAGCAAUUGGACAAGACUGCACGGUACAGAAAUCACCGGAUCAAUGUUGUCCUACCAUAUCUUGCCCGGAAGUGCCAGUACACCUGUUGACCAGUUCAACCACGCCGACACCGACGACAACAACUGAAAUUGGAUGGCACGACAACUACGGGUGCAUGAUGGACGAAAACGAAUUCUUUCCUGAUGGGGCACAGGUUCCUCCCAAUCCGAAAAAACCGUGUGAACUCUGUUACUGUAUCAGAAACCGAACAGCUUGCAUCAUGCAAGAGUGUACGUUGCACGUGGAAGGCUGUCGACCGGUAUACCAUGAAGGCGUUUGCUGUCCUGUUCGAUACGAUUGUGAUUAUGAAAGCGAAAAAUCUACUACGUCGGCACCACAAAUCACUGGUGGACUAGUCUUUUCCACUACUUCCGCGCCGUUCGAUUGCCGAGUUAACGAAGAAACUUACCGAGAUGGAGAGUCUAUAGCUAUGGUCUCAGAAAAACCUUGCGAACAUUGCUAUUGUAUGAGAGGUGAUAUUGUGUGUGCAGUUCAAGACUGCGGUGAACCACUCAGAGGAAAAGACUGCACACCGGAAACACCACCAGCUGGUCAAUGUUGCCCAACUUCGUAUCAAUGUGCAAAUGAAACGAACAGUUCGUAUGACACAUCGACGCUACUACCAAUGUCGCUAAGUGAUUCAGACGAAAACGAAGCAGAAAAAUUCCCAUUAAAUGAAGAUGUAUACAAUAAACUGGGAGAGAACCAACCAUCAAACGAACAAGAUGACGGGAAUGAUGUGGAGUCUGAUGAUACUACGGCCGCUUCUCUAGAUAAUCAUAACGCAGCAGGAGAAACAAAUAUAUUACCAAAUAGUGAUGGUGCAAAUAAAUUAAACGAAGCAAACAAUCAAGAAACUGCGAGUGCUGCACCAAAUUUAAUAAAUCAGGAAAACUCUGUUGGUACAGAAUCUGUACAAGCUAGUUUUGAUAGUACCGACAAACCCGAUGAGCCGACAUCAAUCGGCGAAUCGCAACCGAUGAAGUUACCAUCAUCUGAUCCUUCAUCAAAUGAAAACGAUAUUCCUUCUACUACUCAAACGGUUUCCAAUAAAAAUGAUGACGAUAAGGUUGACCAAGAAAAUAAUAGUAACGAAAUUCCAGAUAACAACUCAAUUCAAGACGGUAUUACGUCCAAUUUACCAGUUGCAUCGACGGAAAAUUCUGUAGAAAGCGGAACACAGAGUUAUAAUGUCCAAGAUAAGCCUCAAGAAGAUAUAACUACUGAAAAUAUCGCUGUAUUUGAAAAAGACCCAAUUAAAUCAAAUGAUAAUGAACAAACACCAGACAAACACUCUGACACUAAACCACAAACUGAAACGGAAUCCAAUGAAAAUGAAAAUCCUCCUAAAAUAGAAAAUCAAGACACUGCUCAUUCAGAAAUUUUGUCCCCAACUGAAAUCCCUAAAGUAGUAAACGAAUCCACUGAACAAAAUACACCAAUAGUGGACAGUACUUCAGGAGCUGAAAAACAACCAGAAACUGAUAAAAUACAGGUAGAACAAAUAAACCAAGACAGUCCACAGUCAGAAAAUUCAUAUACAACUGAAAUUCCAAAUCUAGAAAGCGAACCCAUUGAUCAAAAUAAACCAGUGGUAGACAGUACAUCGGGAGCUGAAAAUCAACCAGAAUCUGAUAAGACACCAACAGAACAAAUAAAUCAAGACAGUCCUCAGUCAGAAAAUGUAUCUCCAACUGAUGUUCCUAAAGUAGUGAACGAACCCAACGAACAAAAUAAACCAGAAGUGGACAGUACUUCAGGAGCUGAACACCAACAAGAAUCUGAUAAGACACCUGUAGACCAAAAUAAUAAGGAUAGUCCUCAGUCAGAAAAUGUAUCGGCAACAGAAUUUCCCAACGUAGUAAACGAACUCACUGAACAAAAUAAACCGGUAGUAGACAGUACUUCGGGAGCUGAAAACCAAUCAGAAUCUGAUAAGACACCAGUAGAACAAAUAAACCAAGACACUCUUCAGUCAGAGAAUGUACCUCCAACUGAAAUUCCCAAGGUAGUAAACGAACCAACUGAACAAAAUAAACCAGUGGUGGACAGUACUUCAUUAGAACAAAAUCAACAGGAAUCUGAUAAGACAACAGUAGAACAAAUAAACCAAGACAGUCCACAGUCAGAAAAUUCAUAUACAACUGAAAUUCCAAAACUAGAAAGCGAACCCAUUGAUCAAAAUAAACCAGUGGUAGACAGUACAUCGGGAGCUGAAAAUCAACCAGAAUCUGAUAAGACACCAACAGAACAAAUAAAUCAAGACAGUCCUCAGUCAGAAAAUAUAUCUGCAACUGAUGUCCCUAAAUUAGAAAACGAAUCUACUGAACAAAAUAAACCAGUUGUGGACAGUAGUUCGGGUGCUGAAAACCAACCAGAAUCUAAUAAGACACCAGUAGAUCAAAAUAACCAGGAUAGUUCUCAGUCAGAAAAUAUGACGCCAACAGAAUUUCCCAACGUAGUCAACGAUCUCACUGAACAAAAUAAACCAGUAGUGGACAGUACUUCUGUAGCAGAAAAGCAACCAGAAUUUGAUAACACGGCUGUAGAACAGAAUAACCAGGAAAGCUCUCAAACAGAGAAUUCAUCUCCAACUGAAAUUCCAAAGGUAGUAAACGAACCUACUGAACAAAACAAACCAGCAGUGGAUAGUAGUAAGGGUACUGAAAACCAAAAAGAAUCUGAUAAGACGCCAGUAGAACAAAUAAAUCAAGAUAGUCCUCCGUCAGAGAUUGUACCUCCAACUGAUGUUCCGAAAGUUGAAAACGAACCGACUGAACAAAAUAAACCAGUUGUAGGCAGCACUUCAGGAGCUGAAGACCAACCAGAAUCUGAUAACACAGCUGUAGAACAGAAUAACACGGAUAGCCCUCAGUCAGAGAAUUUAUCUCCAACUGAAAUUCCAAAUUUAGUAAAUGAACCUACUGAACAAAACAAACCAGUAGUGGACAGUACUUCAUUAGAACAAAAUCAACCGGAAUCUGAUAAGACAACAGUAGAACAAAUAAAUCAAGUUAGUCCUCAGUCAGAGAACGUAUCUCCAACUGAUAUCCCUAAAGUAGAAAACGAUCCCACUGUACAAAUUAAACCAGUAGUGGACGGUUCCUUCGGAGCUGAAAAACAACCUGAAUCGGAUAAAAUACCUUGUAGAAGCAAAUAG